Molecule: messenger RNA, 2604 nt
Organism: Ipomoea nil (Japanese morning glory)
Lineage: Eukaryota; Viridiplantae; Streptophyta; Magnoliopsida; Solanales; Convolvulaceae
Product: G-type lectin S-receptor-like serine/threonine-protein kinase At4g27290
Exons: 7
Coding region: 1-2550 (849 amino acids)
Biological process (GO): recognition of pollen; protein phosphorylation
Molecular function (GO): ATP binding; protein serine/threonine kinase activity
Source: RefSeq, a predicted model, not a curated record
AUGGCUGCCAUUGUAGAAAAUGCCCGUUGUUUUCGCAAUGGGUUUCGUACCACGUUUGUAAAAAAGUUGAUGAGAUCGCAUGUUUGGUUGGCGUUUCUGUGUUUUUUCUGCAAUGGUGGACUGAGCACAGACAGUCUCCGGCCGGGCGAGUCGAUUACUGCAAACCAGACCUUAGUUUCCGCCGGCGGGAGAUUCGCUCUGGGCUUCUUCUCCCCGGGAAACUCUUCCUCUUCCUUUCUCGGAAUAUGGUAUAACGCCAUCAACAACAGCGUCAUUUGGGUCGCCAACAGAGAAUCUCCUUUGCCUCAAGAUUCCAACCCAGUUUUCACCCUCGGCCAAGACGGGAACUUGCAGAUCAUCAAUGGCAAAGGAGAAACAAUAUGGUCAACAAACGUCUCCGGCGCCGGAUUUCCAAGAACCUCCCCGGAGACCCGUCUGCUAAACACCGGAAACCUUAUUCUCAAACACGGCGAUUAUGAUAGCCCUGUUUGGCAGAGCUUUGAUCACGCCUGCGACACAUUAAUGCCGGGGAUGAAGCUAAAGGUAAACACGAAAAACCGAACUCGAAACAUCAUUAAAUCUUGGACUAGCAAAGACGAUCCCCGGCCAGGGAAAUUCUCCUGGGGAAUGGAUCCUAAUGGAUCUCCACAAUUCUUCAUUUGGAAAGAAAACAGUCCUUAUUUCAGGAGCAACUUGUACCAGUACGGUUUUAACUGGAGCUUACUCUUCCCUGUCCUGGGAUAUUCCGCAUACUAUUCUUUCGCUGCAGAAAAAGAUGAAGUUUAUUUCAGCUAUGGCUACGCUGACAUCUCUGAAGUAAGGUUCAUGUUGACCCCAGAUGGCUAUGUCGAGACGCAAUUGAACCAGAAGAGAACCGAUAGAUGGCUAGUCCGGUGGCAUGUGCCCGCUAACGACUGCGAACUCUAUGCGCGCUGUGGGGCAUUUGGGAGCUGUGAAUACAAUGGUUCACACCCAGUUUGCAGCUGCUUGAAAGGGUUCAGACCCAAAUCCCAGAAAGAUUGGGAUAAUGGAAUCCAUGGAGGAGGAUGUGAGAGGAUAGUAGAUUUGAGAUGUGAUGAAGAUGAUAUGUUUAUGAGGUUGCCUUUGAUGAAAUGGCCUGACCAUUCAAGUUCAAUGGGGAGUAUGAGUUUUAAGGAUUGUGUAGAUCAGUGUUCCAGGAACUGCUCCUGCAAAGCUUUUGCUUAUGCAAAUAUCAGUUCUGAUUCUACAGUCAACUGCAUAAACUGGUUUGGGGACUUGGUUGAUUUGAUUCAUAACUAUUCAGCUGGUCUUAAUGGGUUUGGCCAAGAUCUCUACGUUCGAGUUCACAUCUCCAACCAAAGUAAAUCAAAUGGAAAUUCAGGUCACAGGAAAAGAGCUCUUCUUGUAAUAAUCAGUACUUUGGUCUCUGCAUUCAUUCUUGUUUGUGCUUUGACAUACAUCCUCAGAAGAAAAUACUUCAGAAGGAAAGAUUGGGAAGCUAAAAUGUCUACAAUGGUUAACUCUCUGUCAGUGGCAUCCCUUGUUGGAAAAGGUGAUACAGAGUUGCUACAGCUUAGCUUGGAGAGAAUAACUGAUGCUACAAACAAUUUUGAUGAAGCAAAUAAACUCGGUGAAGGAGGAUUUGGUCCGGUGUAUAAGGGAUUUUUAUCAGAAUUUGGAAUGGUAGCCAUCAAAAGGCUUUCUAAACGAUCAUCACAAGGUUUGGAGGAGUUCAAGAACGAGUUAAAGCUAAUUGCAAAACUACAACAUAAGAAUCUUGUUAGCCUGUUGGGUUGUUGCACUGAAGAUGAUGAGAAAAUACUAAUCUAUGAGUACUUGCCGAAACGAAGCUUGGACAAAUUCUUAUUUGAUGCAUCUGAGAAAGAAAGUUUGGAUUGGAAAACUCGCUUCCAAAUAAUAGAGGGAAUUGCUCAAGGAAUACUUUAUCUUCACAAAUACUCUAGACUAAAAGUCAUUCAUAGGGACUUAAAAGCCAGCAAUAUUUUACUUGAUGAAGUAAUGAAGCCCAAAAUAUCAGAUUUUGGAAUGGCAAGGAUUUUUGGAUUCGACCAAACUCAUGCAAAUACGAAUCAUGUGGUUGGGACAUAUGGCUACAUUCCACCAGAAUAUGUGAUGCAUGGUCAAUUUUCAGAGAAAUCUGAUGUGUUCAGUUUCGGGGUGCUAUUGUUAGAAAUUAUUAGUGGCCGAAAGAACUCAGAAUUCUGUCAGAUUGAACUUUCCAUUACUCUCCUUGGAUGGGCCUGGGAUAACUGGAAAGAGGGACGAACACUUGAAUUCAUCGAUCCAGCAAUAAAGAAAACAUGCGACUCUCCUAAGGCUAUUAGAUGCAUUGAAGUGGGACUUUUAUGUGUGCAACCAAUUCCAACAGAUAGACUAACAAUGUCCGAUGUAGUUGUCAUGUUGAGCAACCUUGCGACAACAAUUCCAAAACUCAAAGAGCCAGCAUUUGUUGCUAGCAACCAUUCCAACACUGUUGUUUCUACUUCUCAAGGAGGAUCAAAUGGUUCCAAUAAUGAGGUUACAAUUAGUGCCAUCGAACCCCGUUAGUUUAUUUAUUUAUCAAUUUUUUACCCACGUUUAAUUAAUAUUAUAUACCAUACA